AUUUGGUCACGUGAUUUGAAUGGUGGACAACUGUUACAGGUGUUCCGUAUUUCAACGAAACAUUUGUUCAUCAACCAAAAUAACUUAACCUUUCUAUUUGAUAUGUCUAUUGAUUGGCAUAAUGCGUAAAGGCAACAGGCCAAACGAAAUGUUCCUUACAAGAGCUCUCGAGAAAAUCUUGAGCGACAAAGAAAUAAAAAAAGCUCAUCACUCCCAACUGAAAAAAGCCUGUGAGGUGGCACUUGAUCAACUAAAGAAAGAAAGCAGUGAACAAAGUGAAGAUCAGUCGUCAUCAGCCUUACCUACACCUAAACAAGCUGGUUUUGUGGAAGCUGAUAAAUACUUCUUACCAUUUGAACUAGCAUGUCAAUCCAAAUGCUUCAGGAUUGUAAAUGUAGCACUGGACUGCUUACAGAAACUAAUAGCCUAUGGUCAUCUGACUGGCAAUGCUGUAGAUACUACUUCUCCUGGUAAGAGGUUGAUAGAUCGUAUUGUAGAGACAAUAUGUGGAUGUUUCCAUGGACCACAGACAGAUGAAGGGGUACAGCUACAGAUUAUUAAGGCUCUCCUGACAGUGGUAACAUCAAAUACAGUAGAAAUACAUGAGGGUACAGUUCUUCAAACAGUCAGGACUUGUUAUAAUAUCUACCUAGCUAGUAAAAACCUGGUCAACCAAACAACAGCUAAGGCUACACUCACACAGAUGUUAAAUGUCAUCUUCUCAAGAAUGGAACUGCAGGCUGCACAGGAACUGAAACAAAGAGACAGAAGCUCAAGCAAAUUGUCCAAAAAAUCUGAUGAAUCAGAAGACGUUCCAGAAAAUCAAAUGAAUGGAGAUGUAGAACAAACUGAAGGACAGAGAGACAAUAACCAGAAUAAUGGUCAGGCUACUGCAGAUGAAGCGAUAGAUGGAGAGGAGACAACAGAAGUUGUAGUAAAUGGUGUUAUAGAUGAUUUGAUAGAUCAAGUUUGUACAGAGCAACCUAAUACGAGCAUGGAAGGUGCUGGUUCUCUGCCCAUAACUCAUGCUUCUUCCUCUCCUCAAGUAGUAACUGGGGAAGGGGAAACAACUCCUCAAACUACACAGCAAGGGGAGACAACUUUGCAAUCUACACAGCAAGGGGAGACAACUUCCCAAUCUUCAAACCAGGGGGAGACAACAUCUAAGCCAUCUUCACAACAAGGGGAAGUAACUUCUCAGUCUUCACAUAGCAGAAGUGGAAGUGGUUAUGCCUUGAAUAAGUUAGAUGAUGAGCCUGAAGGUAUGGAGAAUGCAGAAUCUCCAGACAUGGCACAAGGUGUAUUUAGUCAUAUCCUACAGAAAGAUGCAUUCCUCGUCUUCAGAAGUCUGUGUAAAUUAUCCAUGAAACCAUUGGCUGAUGGGCCUCCUGAUCCAAAAUCACAUGAACUUCGCUCCAAGAUUCUAUCCCUACAGUUGUUACUGUCAAUUCUACAGAAUGCAGGACCAGUGUUUAAAACAAAUGAAAUGUUUAUCAAUGCCAUUAAACAAUAUUUAUGUGUAGCUUUGUCUAAGAAUGGAGUUAGUUCUGUUCCUGAUGUGUUUGAACUGUCUUUAGCCAUCUUUCUGACAUUGUUAUCAAACUUUAAACAACAUCUUAAAAUGCAGAUUGAGGUGUUCUUCAAAGAAAUAUUCCUAUAUAUACUAGAGACCCCAAGUAGUUCUUUUGAACAUAAAUGGAUGGUCAUACAAGUGUUAACCAGAAUCUGUGCAGAUGCACAGUGUGUUGUUGACAUCUAUUUAAAUUAUGACUGUGAUUUAGCAUUAGCAAAUAUAUUUGAAAGACUUGUAAAUGACCUUUCUAAACUAGCACAAGGUCGCCAUGCUCUAGCUCUUGGUGCUACUCCUAACCAGGAAAGAAGUAUGAGAAUAAAGGGGUUAGAAUGCUUAGUUUCUAUAAUGAAAUGUUUGGUAGAAUGGAGUAAAGAUUUGUAUGUCAAUCCUCAUUCACAGUCUAAUCUAGGUCAAGAGAGUAAACCAUCUACAGAAACUGAUAGUGAUUCUGGGAAGGGUACAAUGACAAGUUAUGGUAGUGUUAACUCACUGAGUUCUAAUAAUAGCUCACAACUCACUAGCAGUCAACCAUUGGAUAAUCCAGAGCAGUUUGAGACAUUAAAACAACAAAAGGAAAUCUGGGAACAUGGCAUUGAAUUAUUCAAUAAGAAACCAAAGAAAGGUAUAGCCUACUUACAAGAACAGGGACUUCUGGGUAAUACCCCUGAUGAUCUGGCUGAAUGGUUCCAUAGUGAUGACAGAAUGGACACGACAGUUGUUGGAGAUUUUCUUGGUGAGAAUGAGAAGAUAAACAAAGAAGUAAUGUAUGCCUAUGUUGAUAAGCUUGAACUAAAAGAAAUGGAAUUUAUACCCGCUCUACGAAGAUUUCUAGAGGGAUUCAGACUGCCUGGGGAAUCUCAGAAAAUAGACAGGCUCAUGGAAAAAUUUGCUUCCAGAUAUUUCUCUUGUAAUAUUAAUAAUGAAGUAUUUGCUAGUGCAGACACAGCUUAUGUACUGGCUUAUUCCAUCAUCAUGUUGACUACUGAUCUGCACAGUUCUCAGGUCCGAAACAAAAUGACAAAAGAGCAGUAUAUAAAAAUGAAUCGUGGGAUAAAUGAUAGUAAAGAUUUACCAGAGGAAUAUCUGUCUGCUAUUUAUGAUGAGAUUGCAGGAAAUGAAAUCAAAAUGAAAGUAGGAGCUGUCAUAAAACAACCAAAUAAACAAGGAAAGGACAUAACAAGUGAUAAGCAGAGGAGAAUGUUGUAUAAUGUAGAAAUGGACAACAUGGCUGCCACAGCUAAGGCACUGAUGGAGUCUGUCAGCCAUGUUGAUUCUUUUUUCACAAGUGCAACACAUUUUGAACAUGUCAGGCCAAUGUUUAAGAUGGCUUGGACCCCAUUCCUUGCUGCUUUCAGUGUAGGUCUACAGGACUGUGAUGAUGUUAACAUUGCUUUACUCUGUUUGGAUGGAAUCAGAUGUGCCAUAAGGAUUUCAUGUAUUUUCCGUAUGGAGCUUGAGAGAGAUGCCUAUGUCCAGGCUUUAGCUAGAUUCACACUGUUGACAGCAGCUUCACCCUUGACCGAGAUGAAAAGUAAAAAUAUAGAUACAAUCAAAACACUCAUCUCAGUGGCCCAUACUGAUGGAAACUAUCUGGGGAAGUCUUGGCUUGAGAUCUUGAGAUGUAUAUCCCAGCUAGAGUUAGCCCAGUUGAUAGGUACAGGUGUAAAACCUAGCAGACAAUCUCCAGGUAAAGGGGAUAUGCAUGGAGGACACCCUAUAGAGGCAUUUGAUCCUGAAGUUAUAGCGAGAGGUGGCUUAGAUUCCAAACGUUUAGCUAACCUGCAGGAACAGAUGGGGGAAACCAGUUCACAAAGUGUGGUUGUAGCUGUAGAUAGGAUAUUCACAGGAUCUGUCAAGUUAGACGGAGAAGCUAUUGUUGAAUUUACGAAAGCUUUAUGUCAAGUGUCGAUGGAUGAGUUAGCACAUGUCAGUCAUCCUAGAAUGUUCAGUUUGACUAAGAUUGUUGAGAUUUCCUAUUAUAACAUGGGUAGAAUUAGGUUGCAGUGGUCUAGAAUAUGGCAGAUUCUUGGUGACCACUUCAAUAAGGUUGGAUGUAACCCCAAUGAAGACAUUGCAUUUUUUGCUGUGGAUUCUCUAAGACAGCUGUCUAUGAAGUUUUUGGAGAAAGGAGAAUUUUCUAACUUCAGAUUCCAAAAAGAUUUCCUUAGACCCUUUGAACAUAUCAUGAAAAGAAAUAGAUCUCCCACAAUAAGAGACAUGGUUGUGAGAUGUGUAGCCCAGAUGGUUAAUUCCCAGGCAGCUAACAUCAAGUCUGGAUGGAAGAAUAUAUUCAGUGUGUUUCAUCUAGCAGCUUCAGAUCACGAUGAGGCUAUUGUAGAACUAGCAUUCCAAACAACCGGUAAAAUCAUAUUGACUCCGACACCUCAUGGACAAGGUCUGUUUAGCUGGUCUGUAGAUAAAGUAAAUAUAUUUGAGCAGCAUUUUGCAGCUAUUAUCGAUUCAUUCCAAGAUGCCGUAAAGUGUCUAUCUGAGUUUGCAUGUAAUGCUGCUUUCCCAGACACUAGCAUGGAGGCUAUCAGACUGAUCAGAAACUGUGCUAAAUAUGUAGCAGAGAAACCAACGAUGUUCCGAGACCAUGGUGGUGAUGAGAUUAAUGUACCAGAGGAAGAUCGUGUUUGGGUCAGAGGAUGGUUCCCUGUUCUGUUUGAGCUGUCCUGUGUAAUAAACAGAUGUAAACUGGAUGUCAGGACAAGAGGUCUUACUGUGAUGUUUGAGAUUAUGAAAACGUAUGGUGACACGUUCCUCAGCCAUUGGUGGGCCGAUUUAUUCCAAGUUGUUUUCCGUAUCUUUGACAAUAUGAAGUUACCAGAACAACAAAAUGAGGUUGGUGUUACUACUAAAGCAGAAUGGAUGACGACCACCUGUAACCAUGCUCUAUAUGCCAUUGUUGAUGUAUUUACACAAUAUUAUAAUGUACUACACACCGUGUUACUUGAUGAACUCUAUAACCAGUUACACUGGUGUGUCAAACAAGAUAAUGAACAAUUAGCUAGAUCUGGAAUUAAUUGUUUAGAAAAUCUAGUUAUAUCUAAUGGAACCAAGUUCUCCCCAGAUGUAUGGCAUAAAACUUGUGUGAUAAUGUUAGAUAUAUUCAAAGAUACCAUUCCUACAAGUUUGUUAGCAUGGUGUCCAGAACAUGAUAACUCUCCAGAAAAUCAGCCAUUUAAUAAGAUGGAAUCUAUGGAAGAAUUAAAUGACUCAUUGUCACCAGACCAUACCCAUGAAAACAGAUCUUUAAAAAGGGCCGACAGUAACCAUAGUGUAUAUAGUACUGUAUCUCAGGAAUCCAGGGAACAUAAAAUCCCAAGGUCAAAAGUUUCUCCCGAUCAGAAGUUAUUCCAAGGAUUGUUAAUUAAAUGUGUUGUACAAUUAGAACUGAUACAGACCAUAGAUGAUAUUGUUUUCUUCCCUACAACCAGUAAGAAGGAAGAUGCUGAAUAUCUAGCUGCUGCCCAGCAUAGUUUAGACGCCCCCUAUGAGAUGGAUACCAGCCAGCAGGAAGACCAGGGGAUGUAUCAGUUCCUCAGUAGUCAACAGCUACUCAUGUUGGCAGACUGUUUACUAGAAUCACAUAAGUUUGCUAAAGACUUUAAUUCUAAUCAUGAACAAAGAAACGUUCUAUGGAAGGCUGGUUUCAGAGGUAAAGCAAAACCCAAUUUACUGAAGCAAGAAACCCAAAGUUUAGCGUGUGUGUUCAGAAUAUUAUUUAGAAUGUAUAAUGAUGAUGCCAGGAGAGGAGAAUGGAGCCAGAUAGAAAAUAAAAUUAUUAGUGUAUGUAAAGAGUCUUUAGAAUAUUUCCUGUCAUUAGAGUCAGACAGUCACAGAGACGCCUGGAAUAGUUUAUUGUUGUUAUUACUUAACCGUCUUUUAAAGAUGAGUGAUGACAGGUUUCGUAUCCAUGGUUCAGCAUAUUUUCCAUUUAUGUGUGAAACACUUAUGUUUGACUUUAAACUAGAGAUGAAAACAACACUGAAGAAAUUCUUUUUACGCUAUGGACCAACCUUCAGUAUCGUCUCCAGCUAGUGAAACAUAAAUUUUAUCAACCUGUUGUGAUAUUAAAAUCAUGUGAUAUUUAUCUAAUAGAGGAUAUAUGUAUAUUUCUGUCGAUCGCUUCAUUCAUUUCUGUAAACAUUGAGUAAUUAACGAGAGAGUUGUAUACACGUAUCUUGCUUGUGAAUGUGAUUGUACUAAUGUUGUUUAAGUCUGUUGUAAACUUUGAACCAAUAAAAUGUAGUAGAAAAUAUUAAUUAUGAAAUGUUAAAAAUACAUCUUAUACAAUAAAGACUUACAGGGACAAAUAAAAUUCAGCAAGCAAACACCAAGCACUCAUAUUAAUUUGUCUCCUUAAAGACUUUUAAAAUUGCACAUUUUUUGUAAGUUUAAACAAAACAAAACAAAGAAUUUGAUGAUUGACAGUAAAACUAUCAGCAUUUACUAACAUCACAUGGAGAAUUAUGUUAUCAGGUUCCAGCCAUUGUUUUCACAUUCUAGUUAUUUUCAUCAAAUAUAAACAAAAAGAUCUUUAUCUUUUAAAAAAAAAACGCUCAGUCACUGAUUUCACAAGUAUGAGCAUGUUUAAUGUCUUGAACAAUGUCAACACCAAACUUUUAAAUUCAGUGUUAAAAGUUGAUGGGAAAGUCAGAGUAGAAUUUAUUUUGUACCUGAAUGAAGUCUAUAAUGAAUUUUGUCAACUUUAAACUUUUGACAUUAUUUUUUAUUAAAAGGCUAACAAAUAAUCAUAUCAGCUUUUAAAAGAAUUCUUUGAGUUGGCCUAUAGAAUUAUUUAGAAAAAUAAUAUUCACAUUUUUAAAAACUAAAUAUAAGAGUGUAUAAACCAAACAUUCCAUAAAUGUUUUAUAUAAUGUUUUAUGUAGAUAUGUGUACGUUUUAUGUGUAUGUGUGUAUGCUGUAUGUUAUAUGUAAUGAAUUAAUGAUCAAAGAUUUUAAGAUUUGUUCUAUUGUGCAUUUCAAAGGUAUGUAUCUACAGGUUGAACAUUGUAAUAAAACUUAUUGAUGCUUCUAGUGCAAUAUUUGUUCUUAAUCUAUGGUGUAAUGCUACAGUAAUCUUGGCACAUUGAUAUUUUUUUCUUUAACCAGACGACAGAAACACAUUGUUUAUUUUAUCCCAGGGAAACAGUAUAUUCUGUGUGAUAUCCUAAGUCCUGUUAUAUUGCCUAGUUGUUUUUAGUGGGAAGGAUACGGAAAACUAAUUCUACCAUUUCUGAUGGAUUUUAUUUAUUUAAUCUUGCACAGUUUUGUUUUCUCUGGGAAAGAUUAUUCAUAGAAGUUGUAUAGUUCAGCGGGCGGGACAACUUCUUUUAAAAAUUGAAUUUUUUUUUUUCAUUAUAAAUCCUUUCCUAUGUAUGUAUAUUGAGAGAAACUGUCUUUAAUUUAGUAAGGUUGGAAAAAACUUGAAAAUAUUUUUUUCAUUCAUGUUCCAUUUGUAUCUCACUUAAGUGCUACAAACUGAACAAUAUUUGUAGUCGAAGUACAAUUAUCUCCAAUCUUUCUCAGCAAUUGCCAUUUUGCCAAAAUUAAUGACAUACUGAUAUUUUAAUUCUAGAUGCAAUUUUGAAUAAAGUUCUAAUUCUUUUAACAAUUUUAUCAAAUAGUAAAAAUAUUUUAUAUUUUUUUAAUUCAAUAUUUUAAGUGCCAUGUUAAAAUUGUACCUGCUGAGUAUUGAAAAUAACCUUUAGAUAAACAAAAUAAUACAUAUUCCUGUGAAUUUUUUAUGUCAAUUUCCAGAAUUUAAUUUUAUCAUGAGUGCUUAAAGGCAUAUUGAAGUGCUAGUAAGUGCUGGAAUGUUGAUAACAAUAAAAAAAACAAUACCAAAUUCAAAGUUCAUAUUUUUAAUGGACUCAUUUUUUAAAAGUUAGUUUUUGAUGUUAAAUCUACAAGAAUGUCUGUAGAAGGUAUACUGACAUUCCUUUGCGUUGUUUGUAUGUACUGCAUUUUUGCUUUUACCUUAUCUGAAUAAAGGCUUAUUAGUUUCCAAAUACUAUUCCAAGUGGUCAUUCAUACAUUGAUGGAUUUUGCAGUUAUAAUAAGUAUUUUUAUGACUAAUAUAACUUGGUAGUCACAAAAAAAAGGAAUAUCUGUAAAGACACCUUCACAGUUUUAGCCUAUAUGGCUCAAGAUCAGGGACACAACUUUUAAAAGUAUACCUUUGUUGAAAAUAGAAAAGUAAUUCCUAUUAUGCAACUGCAUAUAUUGACUCUUAGUUCUUGGAUAAUACCAGAUUGAGGUACAUUUGGAUCAUAAAUAUUGUCUGAGCAUACAAUUCACAACCAUUUCAUUAAUUAUACAAAAUGUGGGAAUACAUUAGUGGUAAUCAGCAAAUACAUUUAGAACUCAUUAUAGAAUAUUAAUGAUCCCUGAUUUCUAUUCAGUUGAAAUAAAAGGUCAACAUAAUUCUAAUUUUAGUUGUUUUAUGUACUGUAGAGAAAACAUGAUUUUGAAUUACUUAUCAAAUUGAAGAGUUUUCAUUUAUAGAACACAGACCUAAUUUAAGUACAAAACAUAGAUUUACAAAAUAGAUGCACACUAGUUAUCUUAGAAUGUAGAUUAUAAGGCUACAGCAGACAAACUUGGUUUUAAUUUUGGCUUCAAUAAGUAUGCUAUGCAAAAGAUUGUACUUGCAUAAAUAUCCCACCUUACACUUGUUUGUCAUAAUAAAUGUAGAUAAAAUUGAAAUUGUACAUAUUUAAUUAUAUUUAUUUGUUAUAUAAGGUUUACUUCUAUCUAAGACAACUUUAUUUAUACAUAAAAGUAUCUUUUUGUUAUUUUAAACAGCUAAUUGCUUUCAUAUUUAUUUAUAAAAAGGCUUAAGCAGAGCUAAUUGGUCUCAUGCUGACACAUGUAUAUGUGUACAGUAUUUUAUAAGGAAUUGUAUGUAGGUAGAUAAUAGCAUUAGCUCAAGUCCACUGGUAUAAUAAGAGACCAUUCCCCUGGAUUGUCUCCCUUUGAGUUCUGAUUAACCAUCUAUUAGUUUACAUUUGUAUCACUUGUUUUGAGUUGUUACACAAAUAGAUAAAUCUGUAGAGCAGUCAGUAGUUUGAAUGAAGAAGGAAUAACUCAUUUAGUAAAAAAUGUGUGACCUAAAAAUAUUUUUUUCACUUUAUCCACUGAUUAUUCAUGCUACUUGGGUUCAAGCUCUUCAUGGAUUUUUUAAUAGUGAUUUGAUUAUUGAAAAUUUCAAAUAAUGAAAAAUACCAAAUUUUAAGGUUAAAUCCAAUUGUAAAGCCCCUACUAACUUCAAAGGUACUCUUUAUUUCCCAAUUUUUAAGGGGCGAAAGUAGUUUAGCAAUGCACAGAACUCAUUUAUCUCUCAUUAAUCUCCAAUAUGAACAAGUGGCAUGGUCAUACAGUUCUAUAGUAAUAUACAAAUAUACUAAGGAAUAAAGAUCUUGUUUCAUACUCUAUGGUCGGGUUGUUGUCUCUUUGACACAUUCCCCAUUUCCAUUCUCAAUUUUAUCUAUUUCAUAUUUUUCUUGCAAUUCAGUAAGGCAUUUAGGUGCAUCUACAUUAAUUAGUACAUUGAACACAAGCCUUCUUAUUUUAUUGUUAAUGUUGGCUUAUUUGUAUUGUGUAUAAUUUCACUGAUGAAUUUGGUGUAUUUACUGUAUGAUAACUAUGUAUUUAAUGAUAAUUUGGUGUCGCUUAAUUUGCUGUUAUAACAUUGGCUCUUUAAAUUAUAUUAAUUUAAGUAUCACCAUAAGAAAGCACUUUUAAUUUCUGUUUGUUAUUAUUUUUUAUUGACAUGGCAUUAAUUUCAAAUUAAAUGGUAUGGUUGUAAAUAACAUUAUAUCAUUGUCAGUAAUUUGAAAGUUGUGCAUGAGUGUUGAACAUUUUGUAACUCAUUUUGCAAGUGGGGAAACCUUCAAUAAAAGGAAGACUGAA
Mytilus trossulus (common blue mussel) is the source of this 9493-nucleotide messenger RNA. RefSeq names its product brefeldin A-inhibited guanine nucleotide-exchange protein 1-like. NCBI's taxonomy places the organism in Eukaryota, Metazoa, Mollusca, Bivalvia, Mytilida, Mytilidae. The coding region runs from base 122 to 5617 and encodes 1831 amino acids. Gene Ontology annotation, biological process: regulation of ARF protein signal transduction. The record is from RefSeq and is a predicted model, not a curated record. Gene Ontology annotation, molecular function: guanyl-nucleotide exchange factor activity. The transcript is spliced from 40 exons.